CAGAAACAAGUAUUUUUUGUUUUUAACUAAACACAGUAGCUGACCAGACCAGAGCACACAGGAACCACAGCGAGUAGCCACAUUUCUCUAGACAACGAUCAGAAAGUUUCAGAUCAACUACAGAGAAGGCAAAGACAUGUCUACAGUGAUGCAGUCCGUAUCUCCAAUGGAUAACACUGUUGUUAUCAAUGAAGAGGCUGUGAAGCCCAUCCUGAACAGGCAUUUUGAUCAAAUCUCUGAGGCACAGUGGAGCCUGUUAGCUGACGGGAUUUGUGACCCAGGAGUGGCCACAAUACUGACCAAUAUGAUUUGUGAAAUCAUACAGACCCUCUCGGCAUCCGCCUUCAGUAUAGCCUUGCCAAUGUUUGAGGAGCGUUUACGGAGGAACGAUUCACAGGCUGAUAUAACUUUAGCUUUGGAAAACCUCACCACGCAGAUGGAAAACUCCCUCUCUGGUACUUUUGCUCAAGUUCUUCAUAUCUCACCGGAAAAGUGUGAGAGUGCCGAAAAACUGACAGAGCUGAUCGAGGGGGAGGUUUUACAGAAGGUAACAUCUGCUGUAUCUCUGGCCAUCAACAGCCCUACCUGGCAGGAAGGGUCUGCCAUUUUUGUCCCUGGCUCCAUGUCCAGCACACCGUCUCUUAGUCAAAUGGUGAAUCAUGCUAGCAUAUGUCUGAAAAGCUCUAUGAGUAAGCUGAUGUCCUGUUGUCUAUGGUGCUGGUGGGCAAACAGACCUGAGUCCACAACACCGACUCCAGAACCAGAGAUAUGUGCGUCGUCUCAGAGCAAGAAAUCCAAGACUUCUGCUCCCUCGGUUAUACUUGAAUCGUCUCCGAGCAAGAAAUCCAAGACUUCUUCUCUCGAAGUGGAAUGUGAAUCAUCUCAGAGUGCAAAAUCUCAAAAUCUCGAGAUCUCUGUUCCAUCAGAAACAUAUCAGUCACCUCAGAGCAUGAGAUCCAGGGUCUCCGUCAUCUCUGUGACUCAAGCAGUGGCUGAAAUCCUUGACAAAUGGUCCGCUGAGGCACCGGAUCUGACAGAGGAGGCUGACUCUGCGCUCCAGCCUCCCAGCCCCUCUUUGGAGGCUUGUGAUGCAGCGUUUGAAAUUGUCAGCAUUAUAAGUAAUAACCUUCAUUAUGUGGACGGUGGAGAUGAUGGAUGCAAUGAGAAGAGCAGCUCAUCCAAACAUCAUUUCAGUUUGAAGUUAAUACUUAAAAAUGUGAAAGACUUUUUCACCUCACGGGCAGCAUGCUCAGAGGACGCCGCAAGCGACAACCAGAAGGGGCGCAAACAAAGAUUUUUUAAGUUUGCACGGAAACAAUUCAAGGAAAUGACGACAGAGCUGGAAACAUCGCUCCAGAAAGAAGACCUUGACUUUAUCGUGCCUCUCAGUCAGAGUUCAGGGUCCUCUCAGUCGACACUCAAAAGAGAAGACGGCUCUGCUGAGUUGGAAGCUGUUCCAGAGUCUCCAAGACCCAAAUCUGAGGCUUGCAUUCAGCCCAGCAGGACGCCAUCAGUCGAUGUCACACAGAAGCUUUCCUCCUUACAAGAGGCUAGCUGGAUCAAAAGUGCUUUUGAGAAGUUGUUCAGCAUUUUAUCCCUGCCCAAGAAAUCUGGACCAUAUGCCAAGAAGAACCUGACAAAGUUGGCCAGGCAGCUUUCAACAGACUUGACGGAUGAAUUAUAUGGUGACGCCAUGGCUAGUGGCACAGGACAACUUCCCUUAAAACAACUGAGUGGAAGUUUAUCUGACCCUGUCAUCAUCAGUCUUGGGGAGAGGGCGAACUCUACCCGCUGCGGCCCUUCUCUUCAAAGUAAGCAGGCCAAGAUAUGGGAUUCAGUGGGAAAGUUCUUUCAGCAGAUGUGUCUCUGGGCGGAGAAGGAGCAGUCACACCAGACAAGUCACAGUGAGAAAGUUUCUGGUGCGCUUAGCGACAUCGAAGACCUAAUCCAAAAAGUACUGACCCCAACGGAGGAAAAGAAUGUCAGCGCGCCGGAGGCCCUUGAAGCCAGCGACAGUGAGACUUCCGCACCCUAUUGUUCAACUCCAGUCUUACCUUUCAACGAUUUGUGCGAUGACGAUGAUGGCGAGUUGAAAGUGACCUUGGAGGAGACCAAUUUCAGAGUGGAUUCAGUAGACAUGUCCCUUAAUGUCACUCCUGAGGACAGACGGCUGUUUUCCCCCCGUCCAGUGUCUCAACUGAAUGAUGUUACCAGCUCUGACAAGUCGGGUGGGGGCUUAGAGUCAUCUUACACCUCCUCUUGUAUAUCAGAGAGAACAGCCAACUGCAUCAUCAUGGCUCUGUUCAUGAGACUCAUCAUGACUGCUCCUCGGAAAACCAGAAGAUUCACGAAGACAGCAGACAUCGACAAGAUCAUUCAGCGUCUCUCUGAAGUGGCGCGAGGUAACAUUGACAUCUCUGACUCGGACGUCAGAAAAACUAGAGAUAACUUGACAAAAAUCACCAAAGCAGUGAUCAAGGACCUCACGAGGGAGUUUGGCUCUUCUGAACGGCUACUGGAGGCUUCAAUGGCAACCAACAGUUCAUCUUUUGAUGAAGCUGUCAUUAGGUACCUGAAAAUCCAUCUGGAUGAGCUCUACAGACCAAAAAGGUCCGCAUUCGCCAGGUUCUUUUUAAGGCUGGGAAAAGCUUUAACCAAACCCUUCAGGUGUUGCACCACUGUUGAAGACUAACCAUCUCCACCUUCCCUCCCCCCCCCCUCGCUUCUUUUGACAUCACGAAGCCUGAAGCCUUCAUCCUGAAGGAAAAAGGUUCACAAACUAUCACACCUUCCAUCUCAUCUGACUUGUGUUAGGUCAGAAGAAUUGGAAACUAGCUGUGAAACUAGAGAACUUCUUUCCUUCAAUAUGAAUGCCAUCAAUGGACUUUUCUCACAGUGCUGGUCAUGACUCCCUGGGUCAGUACGGUUUCCUCCGAGUUGCUUCGGUUUACCGACAUUACAUUUGUAAUGUAAAAAAAAAAACACUAAUCAGGCCAUUCAGGCGCAUCGCGGCCAGCAACGAUGACUAAUUGCCCAUUUCCCUCUUUUUCACCUCCCCUUGCUUCUUUAAAAUCUCAAAGCUUGCAGCAUUCAGUACGGUUUCCUCCGAGUUGCUUCGGUUCACCGACAUUACAUUUGUAAUGAUAAAAAAAUGCUAACCAGGCCAUUCAGGCGGUGCAUCGCGGCCAGCACCGAUGACUAAUUGCCCAUUUCCCUCUUUUUCACCUCCCCUUGCUUCUUUAAAAUGUCAAAGCUUGCAGCAUUCAGUACGGUUUCCUCCGAGUUGCUUCGGUUCACCGAUUUUACAUUUGUAAAGUUAAAAAAAAUGUUGUUUCUCACAGUGGACGUUUUGUCAGAUUCGAUUUGGGCAUCGUCACCAGCAGCGAUGACCAAACGCCCAAUUUCCCUCUUUUUCACCAUCUAGGUGUGUCACUAAGCCACAUCCAAAUCGAAUCUGACAAGUCAAAACAUCCACUGUGAGAAACAUCUGGGCCACACUGAAGCUCAGUAUUUAACAAGACUCGCCAUGUUGCGUAGCUUUACCUCGUGAAAUUUCCUCCCACAUAGAAAAUAACUAUAAUCAGAUAUAACAACAGUGAAAAUAGAAGAAUAAAAAUUAAAAAGCUA
Molecule: messenger RNA, 3627 nt
Organism: Acanthopagrus latus (yellowfin seabream)
Lineage: Eukaryota; Metazoa; Chordata; Actinopteri; Spariformes; Sparidae
Exons: 2
Coding region: 137-2692 (851 amino acids)
Source: RefSeq, a predicted model, not a curated record